CGCGCGCGCCCGCCCGCCCGUCCGCCCGCCAGCCCGCCCUCGCGCGCGGCCCAGGUGGCGGCCCGCAGGUCCUGGAGGCGGUGAAGGGGGGACUGGCGGCACCCCUGAGAGCUGUCACCGCGGGUACGGGGGCCGGGGCGAGAGGACCAGGGUCCGCGCUUCGCGAGGAGCCGUGCCUGCCGCACCCGAGAGGAUGGAGUGCUGCCCCAGUGGCCGCAGCGCGGCCCGCGACCCUGUGCUGGCUGGCCGCCUCUAGCUGCUUGAGUUGUACAUUUUAUCCACCACUUUCUCUAGGCCUCGUGUCUUGAUUUGGUGGCAUCGUGAUUGGAAAGAAAUGGAAGAAAAGGAGCGAUGUGACCCAUUGCGAUUGGUCCUCCUGUGUUGAGUCCUGGGUGGCAUUUGUAGAGAGGAAGACACAUCAAGGAAAUCGUGUCUUUCUGGAGGAGAGUGAGGAAAAAGCAACAAGGUCUCAUAUUUUAUAUAUAUGAUUUUUUAAAAAAGAAAAUCCUGCACUUUGAUGGUGAUGGCGAUGUAAAGUAGUCCAAAAGUUACCUUUCUAUUUAGAAGAGAGAAGGGUUGGAUUUUUUUUUUCCCUUUUGAUUCCAACCUUUUCUCCCAGUGACAAAGCAUAAAUCUUGCAUACCAGAGAAUAACGUGGACCUCAGGAAUCCUGAAAAGACCGAGAAGCUUCUAUCUUCCUCAGGAGGGAAGAAUAGGGUGUUUUCAGCUCUCUCUGGAACCUAAAACAAAAAACAUGAGUUGCGUACCAUGGAAGGGAGACAAGGUGAAAUCUGAAUCCUUGGAGCUGCCCCAGGCAGCACCCCCACAAAUCUACCAUGAGAAACAGCGCAGGGAACUUUGUGCCCUCCAUGCCCUCAAUAACGUCUUCCAGGACAGCAACGCCUUCACAAGGGAAACGCUACAAGAGAUUUUCCAGAGGUUGUCUCCAAACACUAUGGUGACACCACACAAGAAGAGCAUGCUGGGAAAUGGGAAUUACGAUGUGAAUGUCAUUAUGGCAGCACUUCAGACCAAAGGCUAUGAAGCUGUUUGGUGGGACAAGCGCAGGGAUGUUGGUGUCAUUGCUCUUACCAACGUCAUGGGCUUCAUCAUGAAUCUGCCCUCCAGCCUGUGCUGGGGACCGCUCAAGUUGCCUCUCAAAAGGCAACACUGGAUCUGCGUCCGAGAGGUAGGGGGAGCCUAUUACAACCUCGACUCCAAACUCAAGAUGCCUGAAUGGAUUGGAGGCGAGAGCGAGCUCAGGAAAUUUCUUAAACAUCAUUUGAGAGGAAAGAACUGUGAACUCCUGUUGGUGGUACCAGAAGAGGUGGAAGCCCAUCAGAGCUGGAGGGCUGAUGUGUAACACAGUUGUGCCCCACCUGGCCCUUACCCCACCCUCCAGGCCUCUGCCGUGUGCUGUGGCCUCUCCAGUGGGCCUGCCCUGGACACUUCCCCAAACAUCUCAUUGGGUUUCCCCUUAAAAUCUGCCAGUGCAGUAGGACAGUUGUGUGGACUGUCUGGAGAACCACCCGCUGUCCAUGCCUGGGGAAGAAAGGGAGGGGCUGAGCCCUGAGGGCCAGCUACUAGAAGCCUUGCUUCCACCAGAGAGAAGGCAAAGUAGAUCCCAGCUGUUUGCC
Octodon degus (degu) is the source of this 1637-nucleotide messenger RNA. It is a transcript of the gene Josd1, whose product is annotated as Josephin domain containing 1. Gene Ontology annotation, biological process: protein deubiquitination. NCBI's taxonomy places the organism in Eukaryota, Metazoa, Chordata, Mammalia, Rodentia, Octodontidae. The record is from RefSeq and is a predicted model, not a curated record. Gene Ontology annotation, molecular function: cysteine-type deubiquitinase activity. Bases 755 to 1363 code for a protein of 202 amino acids. The transcript is spliced from 5 exons.